GUAAUGUCAGCAGCGCUGAGAAAGUGCCACGACUCCACAGAGCGCGGCUGUUUGCGGGGCUGGGAGACGGAGCUGUGGGGAAAUAUCCGAGUUUUAAACCGGUUUUUAUCCCUGUUGGAUUUAUUUCGGAUGUAAACCCGCCUGUUUUUAUUCAGUUUGAAAGAGAAGAGCACUUGCAAUGAUGGACAUAUACGACCCCCAGACCCUGGGCAUUGUGGUUUUCGGUGGCUUCAUGGUGAUCUCUGCUAUUGGAAUCGCCCUGGUCUCCACCUUCUCCAUGAAGGAGACGUCGUAUGAGGAGGCCUUGGCUAAGCAGCGACAGGAGCUGGCGAAGACCCAACCCCAGCAGCGAACAGAGAAGAAGAAAAAGGACAAGACAGCUGAGAAGAAGAACCGCGAGAAGAAGAAGAAGGACGAGAAGCCUGGGUUAAAAUCUCAGGAGUCAGAAACGGGUCUGGACGAAAAUGAAGAGGCGUCAGAUCACCAGGCCUCCUCUCCACUGCAGCAGACCCAAAAACCAGAGUCCAUGCUUGAUACAGCCCCUGCCACUAAACCUGCCCCAGCCACUGCUGCUAAAGCUGCCACUGCCACUAAACCUACCCCAGCCCCUGCUGUUAAACCAGCCUCAGCUACUGCCACCAAAGCGGCUCCAGUUCUUGCUGCCUCUUCUCCUGCACUGGCCCAAGUUUCUGCCCCCGCAGAGGCUCCAGCUGCCCCCUCUCCCAAAGACAAGAAGAAAAAGGAGAAGAAGGUGGCCAAAGUGGAGUCGGCCCAGACCCAAACCCAGGCUCCUCCUGCUGCGGUGCUGGAAUCAGUGGUCAGAGAGGUUCCUGUGAUGGCGGUGCCUCCAGUGGAAUCCCAAAAGUCAGUUCCUGUGGUCGAGGCUUCUGCUAAAGCCGAGAAACCCAAGCUGGCAGCGCCAUCCAAGAAGAAAUCAGGAUCAAAGAAGAGCACAGAGUCUGGGGCGACUGUGGACACUGUGGAUGCUCCUUUGUAUCUGCCCUACAGUACUGUGCUGUCCACACUGAAGAGCAUGGUGUUCAGUGAAAGUGAGGCUCAGCAGCUCAUGGAGAUCCUGUCUGACAGCGCUGGAGUUCAGGACAGCUGGCACACGGCUACUCAGAAAGGUGAUCCAGUGGCAGUGCUGAAGAAGCAGUUGGAGGAGAAAGAGAAGCAGAUGGCUACUGCACAGGAGGAAGCGUCUUCUGCCAAGAACCGCCUCAGAGAGCUGUCUAAAGAGCUUUCUGCAGAGAAAUCGAAGGUGGCGUUGGUGGAGACCAGGCUGAGCUCUCAGCUGAGUAAACGGGAGCAGGAGAUGAUCGCUCUGCAGGCCCGAAUGCAGGCCAGCUACCAGGACCACCUCGCCGAGACGCAGCAGCUCAACGCUAAAGUUGGGACUCUGCAGGAUCAGCUGGAGAAAGGCCCGAAUGCUCAGCUCGCUCGGUUGCAGCAGGAGAACUCCAUUCUCAGAGAUGCCCUCAACAAAGCCACCAGCCAGGUGGACAGCAAGCAGAAUGCUGAGCUGGCUAAGCUGCGGCAGGACUGCGCCAGGCUGAAUAAGGAUCUAGGAGAAAAGAUUGAGGCUCUGCACUCUGAGGAGCAGCUCAGGAAGAGUCUGGAAUCUAAAGCCAGUGUUGCUGAGAAGCAGCUGUGCCAGCUUCAGGCGUGCCGGGUGUCGAGUGAGCAGGCGCUGCAGCGGCGGCUGGAGGAGGUGAGUGAGGAGCUGAGGAAGGCUCAGAGCAGCAGCAGCAGCCUGCAGACGCAGCUGACACAGGCUCAGCAAGACAACACCACCCUUACAGAGACGCGUGGGCACCUGGCAGCUCUGGAGGCGGAGCUAGGGGAGCGGACCGGGCAGGUAGAGAGCCUGAAGGUGCAGCUGAGCCAGACUGACCUGGAGAACCAGCAGCUGCAGGAACAGCUGGGCUCUGUCCGUGUGCUGCUGGAGGCCAGUCAGAGCCGAGCGAAGGAGGAGGAGCCCAACACUGAGGCCCUGGUGUCAGAACUGCAGGAAGCAGGGAAUCGAGAUGAUAAGAACCAGAUUACAUCCCUUCAAGAGGAGCUCAGUGGCCUUAAAGAGGAGCUGGAGGAGCUCAGAUCUGCUGCUAACAACAAAACAGCAGAACAUGAGCAUUUACAGUACAGUUCAAAAUUGAAGGACGACCAAAUAUCUUCACUUCAGUCAGACCUCGAACAGUUCAAGCAACACCUGGACCAGAGUAAACUUGAAAACACAACGCAGUUUGAACAUCUGCAAAACAGCGUAAAGGAUCGGGAAGCUCGGAUACACUCACUUGAAGAGGAGCUAAAGCAGUAUAAGGAGUGUGACACUAAUGUCGGCAGUGCAGACGAUCUGAGGGCAUUUCAGACAGACACAAUCAGCGUACUUCAGUCACUUUUCCCACAACUCAGCAUAAACACAGAAGAGGACAAAUGGUUACACGAGUUUUCAGAAAAAGCCCAGGAGUCUCUGAGUGCAACUCAACAUUCCCUCGAAUCACAACAAAACAAAGUGACUGAGCUGUUGGGGAGGCUGAGUGAGGCUCAGGAGAGCCAGAGCACGCUACAGGCGGACUGUGAACAGUACAGAACCGUUCUGGCUGAAACGGAGGGGAUGCUGAAAACCCUGCAGAGGAGUGUAGAGGAGGAGGAAACCGGGUGGAGAGCGAAAGUCUCAGAGUUGGAGGAGCAGCUGAGGAGGUCGUUGCAGAAAGUGCAGGUGUUGGAAGAUACAGCACAGACUCUGAGAGCUGAGAAUCAGAACACAGAACAGCUGAAGCAGCUUCUAUCUGAAUCUGAGAGUCAGCUACAGUCAGCCCAGCGAGAGGCACAUUCCCACAGGGAGGAGCUGGAACAGGUCAGGCAGCAGCUGAGCCGGGUGAUGGAUGGUGCUGAGAAAGGGGUGGAGAAUGGCCAGCCUGAGACACAGUCUCACCAGGUUCAGGUGAAGCUGGAGCAGACAGUGCAGACGCUGCAGGCAGAGCAGGCUCUGAAGCUGCAGCUUUCUGAAGAGGUAGAGCAGGCUCACAGAACAGUUGCUGAACUGCAGCUUCAGGUUGAUCAGCUGAAAGCAGUUGGAGAAACACCAUCAGCUACAGAAGAUGUAGCUGAACUUAAGGAGCGUCUGGAGAAGGAGAGGAAGUUGACCAAAGAUUUGGGCCAGGCAGCCACUAAACUCCAGCAGCUGCUGAGGACCAGUCAGGACCAGCUCGCCAACCAGAAGGAACUGGUCAGGAUCCUUCAGGAUAAACUCCAAGAAAAGGAUGAAGACACAGAAGCGAAGGAUGGUACCUCUGUCUGAGCUGGAGAACACUACAGUUAACCAAAACCGCCUUAAGAUGACCAAAAUGUUGCAUUCCUGAGUAUUUUUUUUUUUAAUGUACUGUAGUAAAUGACUACAAUUGCACCCAAAAUCUUUUAUUUUUAAAGUAAUUUUAUUUCGAAUGUUUGCUGGAACCAUUUUUACUCUGAGGAAAAGAAUAUAAAGAACAUUCCAUCAGAUCUCCUCUGACUGUGUCAGAAACUAUUCCUGAACUGCCUUAUAUUUCCUUAUAAAUCCUCUCCUGCCCCUCCUUCAGCGUUAAAAGGGAAACUGGGUGUGCAUUACAUGCACAUCAGCUAGUGCAAUUACUCUUUUUUUUUUAUCAUUUUAGAAAAAACAUAACUUUUUUUAUGGUAGGGAUACAACCCUGAGCGAGCGUGCCCUCUGUAGCUGGCUCAGAUACCCCUGUAUACAUUUGAUAAAGAAUAAAUAAAAUGGCAUAUGUUACUUUAAAUAAAAAGACUUGUGAAUCUG
Molecule: messenger RNA, 3796 nt
Organism: Astyanax mexicanus (Mexican tetra)
Lineage: Eukaryota; Metazoa; Chordata; Actinopteri; Characiformes; Acestrorhamphidae
Product: ribosome-binding protein 1
Exons: 26
Coding region: 179-3301 (1040 amino acids)
Biological process (GO): protein transport
Cellular component (GO): endoplasmic reticulum membrane
Source: RefSeq, a predicted model, not a curated record